Molecule: messenger RNA, 900 nt
Organism: Dama dama (fallow deer)
Lineage: Eukaryota; Metazoa; Chordata; Mammalia; Artiodactyla; Cervidae
Product: olfactory receptor 8D2-like
Exons: 1
Coding region: 1-900 (299 amino acids)
Biological process (GO): G protein-coupled receptor signaling pathway; sensory perception of smell
Cellular component (GO): membrane
Molecular function (GO): olfactory receptor activity; G protein-coupled receptor activity; odorant binding
Source: RefSeq, a predicted model, not a curated record
AUGACUACUUUAAAUCAUUCUUCAGCGAGUGAAUUUAUCCUUGAAGGGUCAACAAAAUGCCCAGAGCUUCAACUGCCACUCUUCCUCCUGUUCCUUGGAAUAUAUGUUGUCACAGUCGUGGGGAACCUGAGCGUGAUCUUAAUUGCUCUCCAUUCUCAGCUUCACUCUUCAAUGUACUGUUUUCUCAGCCAUUUGUCAUUCAUUGAUCUCUGCUACUCUUCUGUCAUUACUCCAAAGAUGCUGGUGAACAUUCUCUUUCCUUUAAUGCAUGACUCAGCUUUACUUCUUCCUUAUUUUUUUUUAAUAGCAGAAGGUUAUCUUCUCACUGUCAUGGCAUAUGAUCAUUAUGUUGCAAUCUGCAGCCCACUGCUUUACAAUAUUAUCAUGUCCCAUAGGGUCUGUUCCAUAAUGAUGGGUAUGGUAUAUUCACUGGGCUUGUUUGAGGCCACAGUUGACACUACCCACAUAUUAAUGUUGUCCUGUGAGUCUCGUAUCAGUCAUUAUUUUUGUGAUAUUUUUCCUUUGUUCAGUCUCUCUUGCUCUAGCACCCACAUUAAUGAGAUAGUGUUGUUUAUCAUCCGAGGAGCUUAUAUCUUGUCACCGAUACUGGCUGUACUCAUCUCUUGUACUUUCAUCCUCUCUAGCAUCCUCUGUACUCACUCCACCAAGGGAUGGUCCAAAGCCUUUGGCACUUGUAGCUCCCAUCUCAUGGCUGUGGUUAUCUUUUUAGGGUCUAUAACAUUCAUGUAUUUCAAGAGUCCUUCUAGCAAUACUAUGGAGCAGGAGAAAGUGUCCUUCGUGUUCUAUACCACCAUGAUCCCCAUGCUGAACCUCUUGAUCUACAACUUAAGGAACAAGGAUGUGAAGAAUGCACUGAGGAAGGUGCUUGGGGGAAAGUAG